AUGGAGGCCGACUUCCAGCUCUUCUCGUCCCUCCGUUAUGACCCUGUACUGCUUCAAGUCCCCGCCAGCAACCUCACCCAUGCAGGCUGGAAUUGGGUCACCUCGUCGCCCCUCUACAUGCUUGACUACCACCGCGACCGCAUGCUCCAGGCAGCCGCUCAUUGGGGCUGGCAGGCCGCUGUCGAGGUUCUCGAUGGCGAUGCUGGUCUCAAGAGACUAGCUGGGUUCGUCAUGGACAGCAUCGGGGGAAACCAGCCGUCUCCCCUGAGGGUGAGGGUAUCCAUUUCGAAAAAGGGCGAAAUGAGUGUCAUCUCUGGUCCUGUGCCAGAGAUGCCCCUUGCAAACCUGUUUCCAACCCGGCUACCCGCUCCAGGAGAAGACCCGGAAGAAGCCCACAGCAAUGGACGGAGUGACGGGCAACCGUCCAAAACGCCAGAAUACGAAAUUUUGGUGGACAGCCUGGGCGCAACCUGGACAGCUCACAGCCAUUUCAAGACCACGAAGCGUGCCGUGUAUGACGGGGCCAGACAGCGGGCGCAGAUCAGCCUUGCCGACAAGAAGGAAGUGCUCAUUGUCAACGAGGCGGACGGCACUGUCAUGGAAGGUUCCACCACCACGCCUUACUUUUGGCGGGAAGGGCGAUGGGUCACGCCGGCUGUGAACAUGGAGGACAAGUCAGAGAAGGGGGCCGGCGGUCAGAACGGCACGUCGAGGAGAUGGGCACUCGAGAAGUAUGUCAACACCACUCCGCGUCCACGGCACCAGGACGAUCGCCAUCACCGUCACCUGCACAAGGUGAAGAUCAUUCACAACCAGAACUACCAACGCCAUGGCACUAAAUCCUACGUCUCCGUGUUGAACCGCUUCGGCUUUCAACCUACGAAGCCUGGCCCGUACUUCCAGAAGUUCACCAAGCCCACUGACGAGGCGGCUCGGGGUAAGACGGGGCCCGGGGUCAAACCAGGCCACGUCUGGGUCGGCCUCUACAAGAAGACCAAGGACGACCAGGUCGGGGAGGUAACUGCUGAAGACCAGCAGAACGACGCCGAGUACCUGUGCGAGGUCUCGAUCGGCACCCCGCCCCAGAAGGUCACUCUGGACUUCGACACUGGCUCGGCUGAUCUUUGGGUGAACCACAAGAGCUUCGCCCCCCAUAAAUCGUCGACGUUCAAGCUCGCCCCAAACAUGAGCUGGAGGAUCCAGUAUGGCGACGGAAGCUCGGCCUCGGGCUCAGUCGGCCUGGAUGUCCUCUCGAUCGGCGGCCUCACCAUCAAAAACCAGGCCAUCGAAAUCGCAACGACCAUGUCCGACCAGUUCAGCCAAGGCUCCAUGGACGGCCUCCUGGGUCUGGCAUUCAGCAAGAUUAACACCGUCGAGACCAACGGUCAGCCGGACCCCCAGCCUACCCCUGUCGAGAACAUGAUCACGCAGGAGGACAUCCCAGAGGAUUCGGAGUUGUUCACGUCGGCCAUGUACAGCACUAGGGACCAGGGGGAACAAUCGUUCUACACGUUCGGCUGGAUCGACCAGGAUCUUGUCAAGGCCUCCGGCCAAGACAUCUCCUGGACUAACGUCGACACAUCGCAGGGCUUCUGGAUGUUCCCGAGCGAGAGCGCCACAGUCAACAGCAAGAAGUUGUCUUUGUCGGGCAACAAGGCAAUAGCCGACACCGGCACCACGUUGGCCCUUGUUUCGGACGAGGUCUGCGAGGCUCUGUACAGUCAGAUCCAGGGCUCUUACUACUCGGAGCAGUACCAGGGCUACAUCAUCCCCAAGUCCAUCACGGCUGAUGAUCUCCCGGACUUCAGCGUCGCUGUCGGUGACAAAGAGUUUGUGAUUCAGAAGGAAGAUUUGCUCUUUGCCUUGGCAGAUGACAACUCCUGGUACGGCGCUGUGCAGUCCCGCGGAGAGAACCCCUUUGAUAUUCUGGGCGAUGCCUUCCUCAAGUCGAUCUAUGCGAUUUGGGACCAGGGCAACAGCCGCUUCGGUGCCGUGCCCAAGAUCGAGAAGACCCAGAACAUCAAGCCGGAGUAG
Molecule: messenger RNA, 2034 nt
Organism: Thermothielavioides terrestris NRRL 8126
Lineage: Eukaryota; Fungi; Ascomycota; Sordariomycetes; Sordariales; Chaetomiaceae
Exons: 5
Coding region: 1-2034 (677 amino acids)
Biological process (GO): proteolysis
Molecular function (GO): aspartic-type endopeptidase activity
Source: RefSeq, a predicted model, not a curated record